CGGGCCGCGGGUCGGCACGCCGCUGCUGGCGCGCUCGCAGGCCACUCGGACGGACGCGACAGAACACCGGAACGUUCAGCGUGUGGACCAGCCAGGCGCGGGGCGAUGCUGCGGGUGCGGUGUCUGCGCGGUGGGAGCCGCGGUGCCGAGGCACUGCAUUACAUCGGGUCUCGGCUUGGAAGAAUUUUAACAGGAUGGGUGCAGCGAACUUUCCAGAGCACCCAGGCAGCUACGGCUUCCUCCCGAAAUUCCUUCGCAGCUGACAAGGCCACAGAUCCUCUGCCCAAGGACUGCCCUGUCUCCUCUUACAAUGAAUGGGACCCUUUGGAGGAAGUGAUUGUGGGCAGAGCAGAAAACGCCUGUGUUCCACUAUUCACUGUGGAGGUGAAGGCUAACACAUAUGAAAAGUACUGGCCAUUUUACCAGAAGCAUGGAGGCCAUUAUUUUCCCAAAGAUCACUUAAAAAAAGCUGUUGCUGAAAUUGAGGAAAUGUGCAAUAUUUUAAAAAUGGAAGGAGUGACUGUGAGGAGGCCUGACCCCAUCGACUGGUCACUGAAGUAUAAAACUCCUGAUUUUGAGUCUUCAGGUUUGUAUGGUGCGAUGCCUCGAGACAUUCUGAUAGUUGUGGGAAACGAGAUUAUUGAGGCUCCCAUGGCAUGGCGUGCUCGCUUCUUUGAGUACCGUGCAUACCGGUCAAUUAUCAAAGACUAUUUCCACCGUGGCGCCAAGUGGACAACAGCUCCUAAGCCCACAAUGGCUGAUGAGCUUUAUGACCAGGAUUACCCCAUCCGUUCUGUAGAAGACAGACACAAAUUGGCAGCUCAGGGAAAAUUUGUGACGACUGAGUUUGAGCCAUGCUUUGAUGCUGCUGACUUCAUUCGAGCUGGAAGAGAUAUUUUUGCACAGAGAAGCCAGGUGACAAACUACCUGGGUAUUGAAUGGAUGCGAAGGCAUCUUGCUCCAGACUACAGAGUGCAUAUCAUCUCCUUUAAAGAUCCCAACCCAAUGCAUAUUGAUGCCACCUUCAAUAUUAUUGGACCUGGUCUUGUGCUUUCCAACCCUGACCGACCAUGUCACCAGAUUGAUCUUUUCAAGAAAGCAGGAUGGACUAUAGUUACUCCUCCAAUACCAGUCAUCCCUGAUGAUCACCCACUAUGGAUGUCAUCCAAAUGGCUUUCCAUGAAUGUCUUAAUGCUAGACGAAAAGCGUGUUAUGGUAGAUGCCAAUGAAGUCCCAAUUCAAAAGAUGUUUGAAAAGCUGGGUAUCAGUACCAUUAAGGUUAACAUUCGUAAUGCCAAUUCCCUGGGAGGAGGCUUCCACUGCUGGACCUGUGAUGUCCGGCGCCGAGGCACUCUGCAGUCAUACUUUGACCAGGCCUGAAGGGGCUUAGCUUCAAACAAGCCUAGAAAGCUUAGGGACAAGGUCCACUCUCCUCCUUUAAGAAGUUCAUGAACUGUAGUGCUUUAAACAAUCAUAUCCUUAAUAGGGGUCCUAAGCCUGGUUUAUUUUUAUUACUUUUCUUUGAUGUGAGGAAAAUAACUUGUGCUAGGUCUUACUUUCUACUUCUAAAGUUAUUUACUAUUUGGCUUCAAGUAUUAAAAUUUGGUGAAUGUGUACCAAGACAAAACUAGUAAUUGAGUAACUUGGCUGCUAAUAUUUAACCAUCUACCUCUGUUUUUAAUUUUCUUUCCAAAAGGCAGCUUGAAAUACUGGUCCUAAUCCUUUUUUUUUUUUUUUUCACUUUUUGCUAGACUCCUGAAUGUUUGUAUCACUUUUUUUUUUCUAAAUGAAAGAUUUAGAAUCAGAUAAUUACCUUAAGUAGAAACAGAUAUUGUCUCUUUUUCUAAUAACAAUAGUUUCAGAUGUUUUUUUAAAUAACCUAGACUAUGCAAACAUUUAAAUGAAUUUUCCAUGAAUGUUUUUAUUAUUCUCAUCUCAACACUUGUGAUAUUUGCUACUAAAACCUUUUCAUACAACUUACCUCAUUUUAAGUGAUUUAUUUGAAUCUCCUUUUCUGUCCAAAAUUUUACAGAAAUAUUUAGUGCAAUAGGAUAUAAGUGUUAGUUCCCAUCCCUAAAUUUUGAUUUUCAAUAUCUAAUGUAUACACUGCAUGUUUGGUAAUCUAAGAUUUGUUUACAGGUAUGCAAAAUAUUUAAAGUGCAGAUUUUAAAAAGCAUUAAAAAUACUAAAUGGAGGUAAAAUCUACAUACAAUGUGAAAUAAUUUUUAUGUUGGAUACUGUACAUGUAUUUUUAUUCUAAUAAACUUUUGUGUUAUAGAAUGGA
This is a messenger RNA of Manis pentadactyla (Chinese pangolin), 2284 nucleotides long. RefSeq names its product glycine amidinotransferase (gene GATM). NCBI's taxonomy places the organism in Eukaryota, Metazoa, Chordata, Mammalia, Pholidota, Manidae. The transcript is spliced from 9 exons. The record is from RefSeq and is a predicted model, not a curated record. Gene Ontology annotation, biological process: creatine biosynthetic process. Gene Ontology annotation, cellular component: mitochondrion. The coding region runs from base 106 to 1380 and encodes 424 amino acids. Gene Ontology annotation, molecular function: amidinotransferase activity.